Molecule: messenger RNA, 1080 nt
Organism: Exophiala oligosperma
Lineage: Eukaryota; Fungi; Ascomycota; Eurotiomycetes; Chaetothyriales; Herpotrichiellaceae
Exons: 1
Coding region: 1-1080 (359 amino acids)
Source: RefSeq, a predicted model, not a curated record
AUGGCACCUUCAGCUACGGGUGAGCAGCCUGCAGGGAGGUCGAGAUAUGCUCAUGGAGCAUUGAUCCCCGACGUCGAGAAACAUGGUGACAACCCGGUCAUCAUUCGCCUGAGCGACGAAGAGCUUCACUCAGGAGAAACAAAGUCCGACACGAUACAGGAAUGCCUCCGGUACUUUCACAGAGACGGCUUUGUGGUCAUGGAAAAUGCGAUCGAUGGAAACCUGGUUGAUCGACUGUACCAGCGGAUGGUCCGGGAUAACGAAGAAUUCCUGAAGAGAAAGCACAUGCACUGGAACCAGGGUGCUUCGACUGGGAACGUCAGCCAGAUCCCUCCCUUGACACCAGAAUGGCUUGAUCGAGACUUUUACGCCAAUCCGCAUAUGAUCCGCGUGGUGGAAAAUCUUCUCGGACCAAAACCUGAGCUUCGUUUCAUUAAUAGCAACGUCGCUUGUCCAGGAGGCACCGGUCGUCAAGCUGUCCACAGCGACGUCAAUCACGCCUAUCCUGAAAUUCCUUUUGGAAUCGUCAUGAACAUUUAUCUCCAAGAUUCAGAUGCCGAAAACGGAGUGACAGAAGUCUGGUGUGGGACACACAAUGCGUAUCCUCAAAGUGAGCAGCAGGUCACGCCGGCCAAAGGAUGGAUCAAAAAGGAGUAUCUCCAGAGGCAAGCAAAGGUAAAACCACCUGUGCAACCAAAAGUCAAAAAGGGCAGCAUCUGUUUCCGGGAUCUUCGGCUGUGGCAUGCUGGGAUGCCGAACAAGAGUGAUCGUCACCGCAUCAUGUUGGCCGUCGAUUAUUUCGCACAUUGGUAUCAGUGCCCCAUGACGACAAAAUUGCCAUUGUCAAUGAAAGCCAAAAUCGAACAAGAAUGGAAAGGUAUAUCGACCGAAGGAGUGGAGUGGGUUGAGGGAGACCUGAACAGCCUGGACGUGCCAUUCUAUCUGAAUAUGACACAGGAUCCGUCACAGUACCUACUCCAGACCGAAAACGGAUUUCAAGACCCCAUUGGUCGCCAAACUGGGAAAUACGUCUUUGAUACGGCCAAAGUGACCGAGGAGAAUUACUGGACCCCAGAGUGA